Peronospora farinosa is the source of this 4647-nucleotide messenger RNA. The record is from the annotation of a GenBank genome assembly. Lineage: Eukaryota; Oomycota; Peronosporomycetes; Peronosporales; Peronosporaceae.
AUGUCGCUUCCACUUCCACAAAUAAUUCCUUGUGGUACGUACACUAUCGUUCUUGGUUCCUUCCUCUUCCAAUCUCAAUACAUUGCCCAAGAUCUUCUCCAACUUCUUCCAACGACUUCAACUUUUGUCAUUCUCACCGACGCAAACGUUGGUCCCCUUUAUGCCAACCCCCUUUACACUCAAUUAACAACCUUAUUACAAGCCCCUCCACAUGUCACACGUCGGGUCUUCCUCCAUACAAUCCCACCAGGUGAAACUUCCAAGUCUCGUGACAUGAAGACCAAGAUUGAAGACGACGUGUUGUUCCCUAAUCGCUGUCAUCGGGAUACGUGCGUCAUUGCUGUUGGAGGGGGAGUCGUAGGGGAUUUAGCGGGAUACGUCGCGUCGACGUACAUGCGGGGUGUCCCUUUUGUGCAAAUACCGACGUCUUUAUUGGCUUGUGUGGAUUCCAGUAUUGGGGGAAAAACCGGUAUUGAUGUCGCUGCUGGAAAGAAUCUAUUAGGGGCGUUUCAUAUGCCACAACGUGUGUAUAUUGAUCUCAAUGUACUGCAGACGUUACCAAAACGGGAACUUAUCAAUGGAAUGGCUGAAGUGAUUAAAUCAGGAGCAAUUUAUAAUCCUGAGCUUUUUGAGCUCUUGGAAACAUCAGCUGAGACAAUGCUUACACUAUCGGAUAUGGACGUUGUACAACGUAUUGUGGCACUUACGGUACAAGUGAAAGCUACAGUUGUGACUGAAGAUACAAAAGAGAUGGGACUACGUGCGAUUCUCAACUUUGGGCAUAGUAUUGGUCAUGGAAUUGAGGCAUUAUUGCAACCAGAAUAUCUUCAUGGAGAAUGUAUCUCCAUGGGCUGUCUCAAGGAAGCCGAGAUUGCUCGUGGGAUGGGCAUUUGUACUUCAGCAACUGUUGGUCGACUUCGUCGCUGUCUUACUGCCUAUGGUCUUCCAGUACGUGUACCCGACCAUGUAACAACACGUGAUGUCUUGGAGAAAAUGGAGAUUGACAAGAAGAACAGUCAAGGGGUCAAGAAGAUUGUACUGCUGGAGAAAAUUGGCAAGGUAUUAGCCAAUCCAUACGCACGUGCCGUGAAGGAUCAUCAGAUUGAGCUCGUGCUGGAAAAGCAAGUCUGCAUGGUGCCGGGUGCAAAAGCUAACGGUACAAUUCGUGUCCCUGGAUCCAAGUCUAUUUCAAACCGCGUGCUGCUCAUGGCCGCUCUUGGCAAGGGUCCGUGCCGCAUCACCGGACUUUUGCACUCGGACGACACGCAGGUCAUGAUGAACGCGCUGCAAAAGGUUGGCGCCAAAUUUUCAUGGGAGGAUAAUGGUGCUGUGCUUGUCGUGGAAGGCACGGCAGGAGAGUUUGUCACUGUGCCCGAUGGGGAAGAGAUCUACCUGAGCAAUGCUGGCACGGCUGCACGGUUCCUCACGAGCGCGAUGACUCUGGUGCCGAGCGAGCGCAAUGGCGCGGUGAUUAUCACGGGUAAUCACCGCAUGAAGGAACGUCCGAUAUCUCCGCUGGUGGAUGCGUUGCGCGGAAACGGCUGCGAGAUUGUAUAUAGUGAGAAUGAAGGGUUUCUACCGCUAGCGAUUCGUGGCACUGGUCUGCGUGGUGGGACCAUUCGUCUUGCAGCCGAGGUCAGCAGCCAGUACGUGUCUUCUGUACUUAUCAGUGCACCGUACGCCAAGGAACCGCUCGUGCUGGAGCUUGAAGAGGACGAGCCGACUUCGCUGCCGUACAUUCUUAUGACGACACAGCUAAUGAAACAAUUCGGCAUUGCGGUGGAAACGCUGGCUCCCAACCGCUACCGUGUACCUUGCGGCAUAUACGAAAAUCCCAAAGAAGUGUCUGUGGAGGUGGACGCAUCGUCGGCCACAUAUCCGCUUGCGUUCGCCGCUAUUACGGGCGGACAGGUGACAGUGGAAGCUCUUGGCAACACAAGUCUACAAGGCGAUGCCGCUUUCCACACUCUGUUGCGAUCGAUGGGAUGCACUACGACCCAAGACGCUACGUCGACAACGGUGACUGGACCGCAGGACGGGUCGCCUCUCAAGGCCGUGACUAUCAACAUGGAGACUAUGACGGACGCAUUCAUGACAGCUGCUGCCCUAGCUGUUGUGGCUGAUGGCAUUACUGAGAUCACUGGCAUUGCUAACCAACGUGUGAAGGAGUGCAAUCGCAUUGAGGUGAUGGUGACGGAGCUGCGUAAGAUUGGUGUGGAGUGCUGUGAACUGCCCGAUGGCAUUCGAAUCACGGGCACGGCAGGCAAGACUGACCAUUUGAAAAAAGCUUUUAUUGCAUGCCACAACGACCACCGCAUCGCCAUGAGCUUUGCAGUCCUUGGCGCUGUAGUGAACAAUGUGAUCAUUACCGACAAGGAAUGCACGGACAAGACAUAUCCGGAGUUUUGGGACCACUUGCAGAUGCAUCUUGGCCUCCAAGUCGUGCCUGUUGUCGAGAAAACGACUGGCGACAGUAAAGGUGAAAACACGAUCCCUGGUGUGUUUUUGAUUGGCAUGCGUGGUGCUGGCAAAAGCUCAUUGGCGAAGGCGGCGGCCGCUGCACUAAAGCUGAAUCUGCUAGAUACGGACGAGAUGCUGGAGAAAGAACUUGGUGAGUCCAUAGUAGACUUUGUCGCUCGCUACAACAACACGUGGGAAGCCUUUCGCGAAAAACAAAAGGAUCUGCUACUGCGCCUGAUUGCGAACCCACCUCCUGCUACCAUUAUUUCUUGCGGCGGCGGUGUUGUGGAGUCUCCAGAGAUCGUGGACGCGCUUGAAAAAUACUUGUACGUUGUCCACGUACGUCGCGAUAUCAAGGAUGUUCUGUCGUACCUGGACUCCUCGGAGGAGUCGCACCGUCCGUCACUGGGAGACAGUCACGCGAAUGUUUGGGCACGGAGGGAACCUCUGUACCAGCGCAGCUCUUCAUUUGAGUUCGUCGUAAACGCUGGUGACGUAGACUACCCUCGUAUCAACCGCGACUUUGUGCGCUUCCUUUCCGUUAUCACCCCCGGUCUGCCCACAAGCUUCGACUACCGCUCAUCAUGUCGCUCGGAUACGUUUUUCUUGUCGCUUACUUUCCCUGACGUGAACGACGCUCGCCCAAUCAUCAAUGACAUCUCUAAGGGUGUCGAUGCGCUGGAGUUGCGCGUGGAUCUGUUGAAGUUUCCCGAGGACACAAAGUUUGUGACUGCUCAAGUGGCACUUCUUCGUGCGCUUUCAACUCUCCCUGUGAUCUUUACAGUGCGCUCAAAAAACCAGGGUGGUGCCUUCCCGGAUGGCGAGGAGCACACGCAGAAGAUGUUCGAGCUGCUUCAGCUGGGUGUUCGCCUGGGCUGUGAGUUUGUGGAUAUGGAAAUGGGCUGGUCGCGUAAGGCGCGUGAGCAUUUGAUGGCUCACCACCACCGAUCUGCCAUUAUUUCGUCCUUUCAUGCCGUUCAGAAGCCUACGUCUGAGGCAGAAACAAGGGCUAUUUUCCGCGAGUGUUACUCGCAGGGUAAGGUACAGAUCGUGAAGGUGGUGGUCAAGGCGUAUUCCCCACAAGACGCGCUCAUGAUCGACCGUGUUGCCAAGGACUUUGCAAAUGCGUGGCAGCAAAUGCCAAUUAUUUCGCUGUGUACAACAGAGGCAGGCAAGCUGACCCGUGUUCUUAACCGCACCCUUACGCCGGUGACACACCCGCUUCUUCCUGUGGCCGCAGCGCCUGGACAGCUAUCUGUCGAGGAGAUUAUGACCCUUCGCAAACAGCUUGGACUUCUUCCAGUGCGCGAGUUCUUUUUGUUUGGAUCGCCGAUCGAGAAAUCACCGUCGCCUGCAAUGCACAACGCAGGGUUCGAGUCUGCGUCAUUGGCGUCACUCUUCACCUACGGACUGCACGAUACCAUGGACGUUUUAGAGAUUGUAAAGCGAAUGCAAGCACCCAAAACCAGCUUGGGUGGGGGCUCUGUCACGAUUCCACAUAAGGUGGCAAUCAUGGAGCACUUGGACGAGCUUUCACCAGCUGCACAGGCCAUCGGAGCUGUGAACACCAUUGUGCGUGAAGAUCGCAACGACUCGGUGUAUUGGAAGGGCGACAACACAGACUGGCUCGGCAUCUUACGUCCCAUCAGCAAGCGGCUGGCCACUCUACGCGUGAAGAAGCCUGCUCAUGAAUUAGUUGCACUUAUUGUUGGUGCUGGCGGCACUUCCAUGGCUGCAUCCUACGCAAUGCGCCAAUUAGGCGUUGGCAAGCUUUUUAUCUUCAAUCGAACGUUGGAGAAGGCCCAGAUCGUUGCUACGCGCUUUGACGCGGAAGCAUUGUCGGAGCUAACCCUCGAGAAGUUAGCUCAAGUGGAUGUGGUCGUAGGCACGAUCCCGGCACAGGCAAAUUUCCAGCUUCCCGAUUAUCUCGUGGCUCCACGCACCGACGGCAGCAAAGUUGUGGUGCUAGACGCAGCCUAUAUGCCUCCUAUCACGCCAAUGCUGGCACAUGCAGAAGCAGCAGGUGGUGCGUUGUGCAUUCAAGGCUACGAGAUGUUGUACGAACAGGGUAUCGAACAGUUUUAUCGUUGGCACAAGGCAACGCAAGUGUGGAGAGUAGAUGAGGAAGCGAUCAAGGAGGCAUGCCGUCAAUACGUGCCAGUCGACCAGCGACUCUCACAAGCCUGA